CGCAGAACUAAAAAUGACAAACGGCGCGUCUAUGUCAGUGACAAAAGGAGGGACUUUUUUUUUCUCUCCUCGCCAUCGCACGCUCACUCACCUUUUUCACCCUCGUCACCAAACCAUCAGUGCAGCUCGAUGACGACGAUGCGUGGAGCACAGUCAUUGGCCAGAAUAGCAGGCCCCUCAUCACGAGGCUUCACGUCCACAUGCGCCGCGUCUACGUCGGGAGUGGCGCCAGCGACGUCGACGAGCCCUCGUCGACCCUCAGGCGCCCAAAGAGCGGCGAUGAAGGAGGCGAAGAAGAAGGACGACAAACUGCGGCGGGCCGUGGAGCUCUACCACCUGACUAGCUACUUUUUCCCCACGCCCAACAAUGCCGAGGCACCGACGGCGUCGUCGGCGUUAUCGUCUUCUGGCACGACCCGAAAGCAAGCAGAGGCCCUCGACGAGGAGCGCAUCAACGCCCACAUCCGCGAUGAGCUCGCCGUGGCCAUCGAUGACAGAGACUCGGUCACGAUGCGCUCAGCGCACGUCGUCCUCGACGGCGAACGCAACGGCUUCCUGGGCGAAGACAUCAACCGGGCCGGCCAGGCCUUUCUCCGAAACACGCGCGCCACCUCGCGCGGGCUCUUUGAUACGGACCUGGACCUUGAACGGCAGCGGGACGAAGACGAGCAGGGCGAGCUACCACUGCCGGCAGACCGCAAGGCGACGGCAGACUACAUCUCCAAGCUGGCCUCGUCGCGCGACGUGGUGCUUACGCGCCAGAAGUUCGAGGAGCUCAACGUGGAAAACAUGCGGAGCAUGCGGGUCCGGGACGCCCUCUUUGGCACCACGGGCGGCAGCCUGCCCGGCCUUGAGGUUGUGAGGGAAAGAAUUGAAGAACGGAAGGCGAGAGAAGCACAGGAAUCGUGAAUGGCAAAUCAUCAAUUGUAUGUUGUAUGUACAAACGUAACAGCGCUAGAAACCAUUGUUCGUCGAAUGUGGGUGGUAUCUUCUUUCUUUCUCUCUCUCUUUCUCUUUCUUUUUCUCGGCUUAGUGGCGGUAGCCGGGCGUUGGGUACUGCCGGUAGUAACCGCCAGUCUCGCCCAUGUCGCUAGCGUGGACCUUGCGGAAGCCGCCACGCUCGUCACGGAGCUGGUCGCGGUACCGGCCUACAAUGACGCACAGGUACGCAGCGACGAGGAGUACAAAGG
Messenger RNA from Acaromyces ingoldii, 1190 nucleotides. RefSeq lists its product as hypothetical. The record is from RefSeq and is a predicted model, not a curated record. NCBI's taxonomy places the organism in Eukaryota, Fungi, Basidiomycota, Exobasidiomycetes, Exobasidiales, Cryptobasidiaceae. The coding region runs from base 139 to 909 and encodes 256 amino acids. The transcript has a single exon.